AUGACUUUGGUGGUAUAUUUACCAGAAAGGGCGUUAGGCGUCAAGCGCUACGUCUUCUUGACGCCCUGGUUGAACGAAGGACGAUUAUCGGAGAGUCUCGUCUUCAUCGCUCAUGAUGUCGGAGGCAUUCUAGUCAAGGAAGCGCUCGCUCUAGCCGGACAAAGCUUUGGGAAAUAUACCAAUGUCUUUCUGCAUACUAAAGCUAUAGUAUUCUUGGGCUGUCCGCAUCGAAGCAAUGGACCUUAUGAGCUGAGGAAAGACUUGGUCAAGCUCCUGAAUCUUCAGAUUUUCGGAUCCAUCAGUGAGUCAGAUUCUUGGGCAGUUACCUAUGGAAUGCCAGAUUGGAUCCGAGAUGUCAACUUUGCUUUCGCUGAGUCGAGACUAUCGAUUUGGGCCGGAGUGAUUAGCGUCUUCUCAUGCUAUGGCGAACCAUCUUUAAGAAUCUUCGACGAAUCCGUUGCCACAAUGGAACUCCCAUUUGAAGCACGCCUAAGCCUCGGGAUCGAAAUGUCCCACCAAAAUCUGGUACUUGCCUGUGAGAAUACCGGCUUCCAUGAUCUGUUGAAACGGAGUUUAUGGCCUUGCGGUGAUGACCAAGGCUACAUUCUAUCUCUGGCGUCCCAAACUCCUCCACAAUAUUCGCUGAAUGCGUCAUCUAAAGAUCUCAGACAGUACGAAUGGAUUACCACUGACAAGAAUUUCCAGGAGUGGAAGGAAACUGGUGGACUACAACUCCUCCUGAUUUGUCUCGCCUCUGUCGAGGCUGCCACUGAAGCAGCAGAAUCCUCAUUCCACUUCUUGGGCGACAGCAAAGCGUCAGGUCGCCAAGGUGCGAGUUGUCUCUACUUCGAAUUCAUACCGUCCGACACACGGCGCAACUCCAUCGAGUCCAUGCUGUAUCUGUUCUUGGCUCAGAUGCUUUCCCGAUGUCACAACGGCCAAGGUGAGCAAGCCACCAUCGGGAGAAGGCUGGUUGGGUUUCUGGACAAAUUUGCAUGGUUGAAUCGAGAAGACCUGCUUGUGGUCUUCAUGGAGAGCCUCCUUGACCUUGGCACAAGAGAUCAAGGCGUUGUAUUGGUGCUGGGGAACCUACAAGACAAUAUUACGUCGUGCGACUGGUUCCUGAGUAAACUCAACAACCUGGCCGAAGAAUGCGAGGCCAGAAUCAAGGUCAUCAUCACCACUCUCAAAGUGGCACAGCCAGAACAAACAGCACUCUGGCCAGAGGUUGGCGUCGAGGUUAAAGCGACUCGGCAGCCCGAGCAUCAAGAUUGUACCAAAGUCCCAGAGCAAACUGCCAACGAAACUGCCCCGAACAAUGUGGAGAAGACCGAAAUCAUGCAUCGACCAGAUCAGAGGGACCUGGCUGGACAUCUCGACAUUGACUUCUUGAGACUGGCACAGACUAGUUCAAUGACAGAAAUGGCUCAUACCGUGCUUUCGCAUCUCCUCCAAGCAUGCAGGGGAGACAAUGAUUUGCGAUCAAUGGUGAUUAACUGGUACAGAAACCAGCAAUCUGAUACGUGUCUCAAUACUCCGGCCCUACGAGAGCUUCGAUCGAGCAAUGUCACCCCCGCGGUUGUGUUCAAAGCCAUUCUGUCCUCUCUACCUCUGGCCACAGACCGGUUCUUACAUGACAUGUUGAACCUAUUGCUCUACUCGCUUCGUCCAUUGAGCGUUCUUGAGCUGAAUGAUCUGGCCCGACGCAACGGGGAACAGGCCGAGAACUUCGAGCUACUCGAGACACCGGCCCUCAGCUUACAUUCAAGGUUACAGUCCACCUUGGGUGGUCUAGUACGGGUCAAUGGAUAUGAGGUCCAAUUUGCCCAUAGAGACCUUCGUCGAUAUCUGUUGGCCGACGAUUCUCCGCUCACAACUCCCACAUGGAAGGCUCACCAGGAGACAGCAGACUUCUGCCUCAAACACAUCAUCAGCAUUCGAGGUGGUGAUUCCGUUACAGAUGAGUGGCCUAGAGGCAGGGCGGCUAUUGCGGUCGAACAGCGACACAGCUUUUUGCACUACGCGGUGCGAUGGUGGCCUCGCCACGCUCGGCUGUCUGAGGCUGGAAGAUCGUACUGCACCAAUCAGUUUCUCGACUUCUGGAACAACGGUCCUUUAGCGGACUGGGCCAAGAUGCACUGGGAGCUCCAAAACCCUUUUAACCGGGGCAGCAUUACGGAAGACAACCCUCUUGCCGUUCUCGCUGCCAAUGGUCUUUUAGAAGCGUUGUUCCAGGUGACCAAUGGACAACUACAAUGUUGGUCAAAAACAUCUGAUGGUCUGCUUUACCACAGGCUCAUCCAAUCAGUUGAAGCGGCAGCGGGAAACGGUGAGCUGGGGACUGCUCUUGGAGUCACCGAGAAGCUCGACUCUCUUCCUGAUUCUUGGGAUAACGUGAUGCUUGCCGCCAUCCAGUCAGGCAAUCGAAAAGCAGCGACGGAAUUGAUCAGCCUUGGUCUUCGAAACCGGGAGAACGUUCAAGACCCAACUCUCCUCCUAUGUCGAGCAUCAUCGCUUAGAGAGAUCGCUGUUGUGAAAGAGAUUCUACCUCUGGCAAUCGAGAAAAACCAACAGAAUGCGACGGUUGCUGGACUGACUGCUCUGCAGCACGCCUGUUCCAGAGGCAAUCUCGAGGCAGCAAAACUCCUUGUCACCUAUGAUGACAUCUUCUUCAAGACUGAACACAAGGAGACGGCUCUGGAACUUGCCUGUAAAUUCGGGCAUGCUGAAAUUGUUGACCUAUUGAUCAAGGCCGCUGCGUUUCGUUCCGACGUGGCUGACGUGGCAGACGUGUUUGAAGCUUGUGCAGCUCUUGCGAUCAAAUUCGGACAUCAUCGUAUCCUGGACCAGGUCUUGACGGCUUUAAAACAGGCAGAGUUCGAGGAGGAAGCUGUGGUGGAUUGGGUGACUGCAGUAAUCACCAUGAAACGCCACAAGUGCUGGAAAGUUCUCUGGAGCCAUAUCGGGGACCUUGUCAAUCCGGAGGAGGACAGUUUCCUCGACGCUUUGAAGAGCGCAAUUGAGUCUGGGUUCUCACUGGCAUAUGGUGACAUGUUAAAAGCCGACGGGGCACUUGCAGGGGGUGCCUAUGACCAAUUGCUCGAGUGUGGCAUCGUAUUGGACUGGGACUUACAAGCCAUCGGCGCGAUCCUCACCGCUAGCCGUGAACACUGCUCUCCGGAAGAGCAUGCCCAGAUGCUUGAGGACGCUAUUCAUGUCGCGGUGGCGCAACAACGAGAAGAAACCUUGCGCCUGCUUGUCCGCGAGGGAGCGCCGCUCGACAAGCGAGAUUGGAAUGGUGCCACUCCGUUAUUUCGCGCGGUAUAUGCUCGAUGCUCUGGCGUUGCUCGCAUUCUGAUCGAGGCGGGAGCAGACCUAGAGGUGCUAGACGAUGAUGGUGACUGGCGGCCGAUCCAUGCUGCCUACGACGAUGCAACUACCACACGUUUGUUGAUCCAGAAGGGAGCAGACAUCAAUGCUAAGACAAAGAAUGGAUGGACCUGUCUCUAUUAUGCAGCAAAGUGGGAUAAAGAAGAGGUUCUCGAGGCACUACUCGAGCACAGACAAAGAAUCAACCCCGAUGCCAUACAGGAGGCUUUGAGCGCGGCCGUCUCCAAACUGAACACUCGAUGCGUCGGCCGCCUCUUGAGCGCGGGGGCAGAUCCUCGGAAUCUUCCCUCGCAGGGCUGCGAGGAACUUAUGAAUGCCGUCAAUGGGGGUGCAAAAGACAUUGUGAAAAUGUUGCUAGAGUUCAACCUGGAUCUGGAGAAGGCCAAGGACGUGUACGGUUACUCGGUCUUGAAUCGAGCCGUUCUCAUCACCCGCCGUGAAGACGAUGAGUCCAUUGUCAAAGCGUUUGUCAACAGAGGAGCCGAUCUAGAAAGUGCCAGCAAUGACGGCUACACGGCUCUUUGCAGUGCGGCAUGGCAAGAUAACUUGGAGAUCGCUCGGUACCUGAUCCUCAAAGGCGCAAGGAUCAACAUCACUGGUGGUCCACAUGGCGGGCCGCUCAUACGUGCCUGCCGGAUGGCGUCCUUGGACAUGGUCAAGCUCUUGUGCAAGCAUGGCGCAGACACCAACAUCGUCCACCCGGGUGUUAACGGCACGCCACUUCAAGCGGCGCUGCUGCGCGACCCGGGCCCCGAAAAAGAUAGCAUCAUCAAGUACCUGCUUGACGACGCCGAGGACAAGGCCGACGCCAAUCUGACAAGCAACUGGUGGGGAGGGCCCCUGAGCGUGGCGGUCCUCAGCGGCACCAUGGAAGUGAUAAGGCUGCUGUUGGAAAGGGGCGCAAAGGUCAACAGCGUUGACAGGGUCGGCCGCCAGGCUAUCCACUAUGCUCUCUACCGAUCGAUCGACCGGGUGGAGCUGCUGUGCCGACCUGAACAUGGCGCGCAGCUUUUCGAACCUGACAAGAUGGGAAGGGGCGCUCUCCAUCUGGCGGUUGUCAGCGGCCGUCUCGAUCUAGUUCGGGACAGAGAUCAAUGGACACCGCUCCUCUGGGCCAUGCGAAAAUGCACUUUCUGGGAUGCCCAGUCUGAUAACAGACAAGAGAUCCUCGAAGAACUGCUCCACCACGGGGCAGAUCUCUUCGCGGAAGGUCUGGGCCUUGACCGGAAGUGGACAGCACUGAAGCUCGCGAACCACUACAACCUGCCUUCCAGUAUCAUCGAUUUCCUGGAGUUGCGUGCCGCCGCAUUGAAUCGAACUUGGGAUAGUUGCGUCCUCGGACCUCAGGCGAUUGUCAGGAACCCACUGUCUCCUCAAUCUUCAUUCCACCUCAGAUUUCUGUCCCGGUCCUAUCCUCCGCUUCUCCUGGUCAAUCACAAGUUUCGUGCUGUUACAUUCAACUCCAGAUCUCUCGACCUACGGCCAAAACUCAACAUGACACAAGGGAGGCAGUCGACCCUUGGCAAAUUCCUCGGGAGCAAACAGAACGGCAACAAAUCAAAAACCCAGUCUACUCUCUCGUUCAACCAAAAGUCAAUUCCCAAUGGUAAAAAGGAGAACGAUCCACCCAAAGGAGAGAAUGAUGUGACUCUAGAUCCGGAAAAAGGACAGGCGGACGACGUCGAGAAUAACAAGGAAGAAAGCAACACUUCCCCGAGCAGAAAGCACAAGCUAGAGUCCACAGAAGAGGACGAGUCUGAUGAUGAGCCUGUGGUCAAGAGACGGAGGCGAACUUCUGCGUCCAAAGAUAAGCCCAAGGCAUCCCCAAAGACAAAUGGUGUCUCAAGAACCGAUUCCGACCCCGACACCGAAAAGACGUCUUCGAAAGCGGUCGAGCCACAACAAGAGGAACCAGAACCGUCAGAUCGUGCUAGCAGUGUAUCAGAAGCUGAAGAUGAUGUCUCUGCAAGUGAAGAUGAGAACCCCAGGGUUGACAAAAAGCAAGUGGCCAAAAUUCAAGCCACCAUCAAAUCAACAGGGAAAGAUCCUUAUCCUGACUGGAAGGCCGGUGAGCCCGUACCAUACGCGGCACUGUGUACAACCUUUUCUUUGAUCGAACUCACUACCAAACGUCUCCAAAUCACGGCCUACUGUUCAGCCUUUCUUCAGCAAGUACUCCGCUUGACCCCCCAAGAUCUCCUGCCUACGAUUCAACUUAUGCUGAACAAGCUCGCCGCCGACUACGCUGGCAUCGAACUUGGAAUAGGGGAAUCGCUGAUCAUGAAAGCCAUCGGAGAGAGUUCUGGCCGCUCGUUAUCGGUCAUCAAGGCGGAUCACCAAAAGAUUGGUGACCUCGGUCUGGUUGCAGCCAAGAGCAAAUCUAAGCAGAGCCAGAUGUUCAAGCCAAAACCGCUGACUGUCCGUGGCGUCCAUCAGGGAUUACUUGAUAUUGCCAAGAUGGAAGGGCAAGGUUCACAAGAUCAGAAAGUUCGAGCCAUCAAUAAACUCAUGGCAUCUGCAGAUGUCUCAUCCACGAGUAAAACCGUCGAUAUCACAAAGGACAAAGGAGGUCCUUCCGAGGCCAAAUUCUUGGUUCGUUUCCUGGAAGGAAAAUUGAGAUUGGGCCUUGCGGAGAAAACAGUCAUCAUUGCAUUGGCACAGGCCGUUGUUACUCACGAGGCGACGAAGGAGGGCAAGGUUCCCACUACGGAUCAAUUGGCGCAGGGAGAAGCUGCCCUGAAAAUGGUUUACAGCCAGCUGCCCUCGUACGAAGUCAUCAUUCCAGCAAUGCUGGAACAUGGUAUUUUCCACUUACACGAGACGUGUAAGUUGCAGCCAGGGGUGCCCCUGAAACCUAUGCUUGCCAAACCGACCAAGGCAAUCACUGAGGUGCUUGACCGCUUCGAGGGCAAAACCUUCACAUGCGAAUACAAAUACGAUGGGGAGCGUUCUCAGAUCCACUACAUUGCCCCGGAAGCCAUGUCCGAAUACCCAGCGGCGCAGAAUACACUGACCAAAGAUCCAAAGGCAUUCAAAGGUCUGGCAGCCGUGUUCUCGAGGAACUCUGAGGAUCUGUCCAAAAAGUACCCCGACAUCCUGGAGAAACUCAAUACGUGGAUCAAGCCCACAACGAAGAGUUUUGUGCUGGACUGUGAAACCGUCGCCUGGGACCCUCAGAACAGGAAAAUCCUACCGUUCCAGCAACUUAUGACCCGGAAGCGCAAAGACGUCAAGACAUCUGAAGUCACGGUCAAAGUCUGUGUCUUUGCCUUCGAUAUGCUCUUUUAUAACGGUGAAGCGCUUGUGCAGAAAACAUUCCGUGAGAGACGAGACUUACUGCACGACGCCUUCGUGCCAGUAGACGGCGAAUUCCAAUUUGCCCAAUAUGGCGAUGCCAAGGAUAUUGAAGAGAUUCAGCAUCUACUCGAUGAUGCUGUCAAAGCAUCUUGCGAAGGCUUGAUGGUGAAGAUGCUCGACACGGAAGAAUCGGCCUACGAGCCUUCGAAACGCUCGAGGAACUGGCUCAAAGUGAAGAAGGACUAUCUCUCUACCACAGGCGACUCUUUGGAUCUUGUGGUUCUAGGGGCUUACCACGGCAAAGGUAAGCGCACAUCCUGGUAUGGUGCUUUCCUUCUUGCAGCAUACAAUCCAGAGACCCAAAAUUUCGAAACGGUCUGCAACAUUGGCACCGGUUUCUCUGAGUCCCUGCUCGAGGAGCUCGCCAAGGAGCUCUCCGAAAUAGUGAUCGAGCGCCCUAAACCCUUCUACUCUCAUUCGACCGUCAAAAAUGACCAGCCAGAUGUUUGGUUCGAGCCGCGGCAUGUCUGGGAAGUGAAGACUGCGGAUCUUACGUUGAGUCCUAGAUACCGGGCCGCAAUCGAGGAGAUGGGCGGCAAAAAUGGGAUAAGCCUCAGAUUUCCCCGGUUCAUCCAGCGAAGAGACGACAAGAAGCCGGAGGAGGCGACAACAAGCGCGGACGUAGCAGAGAUGUACAGGAAACAGGAGGUGGUGCAGAAGGAACAGUCGGGCAAGACUGGAGUGGAUGACGACUUUGAGUAUUAG
Fonsecaea nubica is the source of this 7452-nucleotide messenger RNA. RefSeq lists its product as hypothetical. The record is from RefSeq and is a predicted model, not a curated record. Gene Ontology annotation, molecular function: protein binding; DNA binding; ATP binding. Gene Ontology annotation, biological process: Okazaki fragment processing involved in mitotic DNA replication; DNA repair; DNA recombination. Gene Ontology annotation, cellular component: mitochondrion; nucleus. The transcript is spliced from 9 exons. Bases 1 to 7452 code for a protein of 2483 amino acids. NCBI's taxonomy places the organism in Eukaryota, Fungi, Ascomycota, Eurotiomycetes, Chaetothyriales, Herpotrichiellaceae.